ACAGUAUACCCAAGGGCAAGCCGAAACGAGGGAUAAGCAUGUUCAAGCCGAUCCCGGAGGACCGUACCUGCGAGAGCGCGAGUAUCCCCGAGCACUGGUGCAUGUGCCACGGUCGGCGCAACGUGUCCCUGGACGACCCGGCGCUUCCAAAAGUGAUGGAUUUCAUCAUCGGCAGAAUCAACGGUAUGCUCGCCCGGUACCCCCAGUGCGCCCACCUCGAGCUCUACUCCCUCGUCGACGCGAAGGCCCUGAGCGACGGCGACGACGAAAAGGAGAGGAAGAAAACCGAGGCCGACAAGGCCGUGCCUUGGAUCGACUACUCGAUCACUUUCAAGACGAAGCCCGGGAGUGCCAUUUUCGAGGGCUCGGUGAGGCUUCGGACCGACAAUGGCAUCCUCGAUCUCGUCGGCUCCAUCAGCCGGCUGAACGCCUACGGGAACCAGAGCGCCUGCGUCGAUGACUCGCUAAUGCGGCUCUACUGCUAUUGCCGCUAAUUUUACAAUUUUGCACGUUUUGUCAAACAAAAGGCAAAAGUAUAUGGUCUUCGGGUUGAGUUGUCAAAUGAUGAUCGAUGGCUUUCCUUCGGGGAAAUGGUUCCUUAUACGUAUAAUACGUCACCGCACUGAUCGGAGGAGGUUCCUGUGUCUAACGCUUUUUCGCGCGCAAUUUCUUGUUUUUUUACCAUAUAUAUAAUUAGCUUCAAAACCAAGUAUCGCGUGUUAUGCAUUGCGCUAAGGAUUUUGCUCGAUUGACUACAAUACGGGUGCUUUGGGCCUAUAAACUAAUCGUGUUUGUCACUUUUUCUCGAUCUGCAUAAAAAACAAAUAUGUGUGUGUGUGUGUGUGUGUGUUUACCGAUAAAUGGUAUAACGAGUCGAAAGUGCUAUAAUAGGUGCUUGGUUUUAUUCAUUAGGAUUUUAGCGUGUUUCUCUUUGCAUGUUAUACGUGUACGGGUAUAAGUUGCGAAAGAGCUUUGAGCCAGCGUGUGAAUUUUAAAUAAAUACAUUUAAGAUAAAUUGCGGUGCCAAAAAUAUUUUGACAAAAGUAACGUAGGUUUAAGAGUUCAGCGUGUAUUGUUUGUAUUUACGUCUGUGAGAAAUUUUAAUACGAAAAAGCACAAUCCUUACAAUUUUUAAGCAUACUAUUGUCAUUUUUUUUUUUUUUUU
This is a messenger RNA of Copidosoma floridanum, 1165 nucleotides long. RefSeq lists its product as uncharacterized. The record is from RefSeq and is a predicted model, not a curated record. NCBI's taxonomy places the organism in Eukaryota, Metazoa, Arthropoda, Insecta, Hymenoptera, Encyrtidae.